This is a messenger RNA of Notothenia coriiceps (black rockcod), 1293 nucleotides long. It is a transcript of the gene casp3a, whose product is annotated as caspase 3, apoptosis-related cysteine peptidase a. The record is from RefSeq and is a predicted model, not a curated record. Gene Ontology annotation, cellular component: death-inducing signaling complex; cytoplasm. NCBI's taxonomy places the organism in Eukaryota, Metazoa, Chordata, Actinopteri, Perciformes, Nototheniidae. Bases 122 to 970 code for a protein of 282 amino acids. Gene Ontology annotation, molecular function: cysteine-type endopeptidase activity. The transcript is spliced from 6 exons. Gene Ontology annotation, biological process: neuron differentiation; positive regulation of neuron apoptotic process; apoptotic process.
AUGACAUCAGCAUCUUUGUUUACAGCCUGAACUUUGAGUUAGCAUUAGCAUUAGCUGUCUGCCGGGUUCACUGUACAGGGUGUGUUAUUUCACUGUGUGGUUAAUAUUCUGAAUCAGAAACAUGUCGGGUAACGGAACUGGACCUGGAGAAGACUCCACAGACGCAAAGAGUGUCGAUGGACAACAGCCAUCGUCUUUGUCUGCUUCUGCCUCCAUGGAUGUGGACGCCAAGCCCAGCGCCCAGAGCUUCAGAUACAGUCUGAACUUCCCCUGCAUCGGCCAGUGCAUCAUCAUCAACAACAAGAACUUUGAAAGGAGAACAGGCAUGAAUCAACGAAACGGUACAGAUGUAGAUGCAGCCAAUGCGAUGAAAGUGUUCGGAAAGUUGGGUUAUAAAACAAAGGUUUACAACGACCAGUCAGUGGAUCAGAUGGUACAGGUUUUAACUUCUGCGUCAAAGCAAGAUCACAGCUCUUACGCCUCAUUCGUCUGCGUCUUGCUGAGUCACGGAGACGAGGGCGUGUUCUUUGGUACGGAUGGUUCAGUGGAGCUGAAGUUCCUGACAUCACUUUUUCGAGGCGAUCGCUGUAAAUCACUGGUGGGAAAACCCAAACUCUUCUUCGUCCAGGCCUGCAGAGGCACCGAGCUGGAUGCAGGCAUUGAAGCAGACAGCGGAGAGGAUGGCACUACCAGGAUCCCUGUGGAAGCUGACUUCCUGUAUGCCUUCUCCACCGCCCCAGGCUACUACUCAUGGAGGAACACCUCGAGCGGGUCCUGGUUCAUGCAGUCCCUGUGUGAAAUGAUCAGCAAAUAUGGAAAGGAAUUGGAGCUCCAGCACAUCCUGACCCGAGUGAACCACAAGGUGGCAGUAGAGUUUGAGUCUGUCUCCUAUUCAUCAGGCUUCAAUGCAAAGAAACAAAUCCCAUGCAUAGUGUCAAUGCUGACCAAAGAGAUGUAUUUUUCUCCUUGAUGUCUCUACAUCAGAAGACAUCAGCCUUCAUCUGCAGAAGAAAAGCUUGAGGUUUUGUUUGUGAAUUAUUUUAGUUUACAUUGUCUGACUGAACGUCAGCUUACAUGUUUGGGAGAGUAAAUGGGAUGCAGAGUCACAUUUCAUACGCUUGGCAUUAUAAGGAUAUUUCUGUUUGGAUUUAAGUUAUUAGGCAUUAAAAAAUGUAUGACUGCAGGAACACUUUUAUUCUCUUUUAAAUAUUUAACCUUAAAAGGAGAUUAUUUAAAAAAAAUGAAAAAAAAAUGUUAAAAGAACAAUCAUGAAUAUAAAGAUAAAAAUGUAAU